Messenger RNA from Vitrella brassicaformis, 2056 nucleotides. The record is from the annotation of a GenBank genome assembly. Lineage: Eukaryota; Vitrellaceae.
CGCUCGGGGCCAGCCGCCACCACCGCCACGAGAUGGUGACAGCCAGCACUACAAAAGUGGAUGUGGACGAAUUACACACACAUGGCGGACAUGCAGCAGACAGACAGACAGACACAGACAGGGCACUCAUGUAGCUGAUGCCAUGCUAAAACAACUGGGUCUCUUGUGCCACGAAAAUCUCUUUUCUGUCUGUCUGCUUGAGUGUGUUCCCCCCCACCAGCAGCACAGCACGCUUCACACGCAUGCCAUGCAUCGUGAACAGGAAAAAGAGAGCCGCCGCAUGUUCAAACACACACGAACGACACAGGCAGACAGUGAGGCCGCCAGUUCGUGUGUGUGGUGGGGUAGGUGGCGCUCGAAGAACCAGAUUAGGCACGGAGCCAGCUAUAUACACAAUUACAGAGUUACAGGCGACGAGAGAGAGAGGAUGGAAAACAAGAGAAAAACCCGAAGCCGCGCGCCCAGUGGGUGGGAUGAGCCGGGCAGCGACCCGUGGACGUACUCAUACACACUUUCAUGGCAAGCCAUCACUCAGACGGACAUGUCAGACAGCCACCAGCCAGCGACAUGGAAUGAUGGUCGUCUACCACCAUGCCAUGCUCAUGACUGAUGGCGACUUCACAAGUCCGUCGAGGUAGAGCACUCACUCACACCCGAUUAGAAAAAACACAACCAGUCCUUGCCCCUCCCCCCAUCGGUGUGUCGUGUGUCUUGUGAUGGGUUGGUCACUGGAUGGUGAUCUGCUUCUUGACGGGCUGGAUGGGCUCCUUCUGUGGGCAGGUCACCUUGAGGACGCCGUUGUCGUACUGGGCGGUGAUGGCGGCCUCGUUGGUGUUGGGCAGACGCAGGCAGCGGUGGAACUUGCCCACUUGACGCUCCUACAAUACACAAAAAGAGGGAGGUGCGGUGUGUACCCAUGCAAGGAUGGACCUGUGUGAUGUACCUGGUAGAGCCAGCCCUCGCCCUCCUUUUUGUCUUCCUUCUUGCUCUCGCCAGAAAUGCUCAGCAAACCGUCCUGGAAAUCCAACUGAAACACAUCACAACACAACACACACACACACACACAGGGUGAGGUGAGAGGCCAUGGAUGCCCCCUGCCCUCCCUCCCCCUCCCUCUCUCCCUCUGUCGAUCCAAAUGCCCACGUGAGUACCUUGAUGUCUUGCUUGGUCAUGCCGGGCAGCUCAGCGGCCACGAUGACGUUGUUGCUGUCGUCGUGGGAUAUGUCCAUCCGCGGCGCCCAGGUGAGCAGCGACGAGAUGCUGCUGGGCGGCCGCUCCUCGCUCACGUGCUGCGCUAUCUGCCCGGUGGCGCCCUCCUGCUCGGCCGGUGUGGUGUCGGUGAGCAUGACGCCGACGCCGGCGGGGCGUCCGCUGAGGCGGCCGACGUCGUUGAAGAGGGAGUCCAUUUGGCGCUGCAUCUGGCGCAGUUCACGGCCCAGCGAACGGAAAUCGGCACCUACAGCCAUCAACACACACGCAGAGAGAGAGAGGGCACGGCACACAGCAGAGAGGUGAGCAGGCAGACAGACGAGGUGAUGUGCCCUGCAUGUGUGUGUGCGUUACCGAAUGGGUCGUAGCGGAACAUCUUGGCUACUCGGGGCAGUGGUGAGAACUUCAGCUCGACAGGGGCACAGGGGCAAACCGACGGAGAGACGACUUGGCAGGCAGAUCGAAGACGGAUGGAUGAAAGAAUGGAUGAACAGAUCAGCGCGUCCACAGGUGGCAGGAUGGCUUGGGUAGGACGGCUUUUGCAGGACGGCUUGGGGCAGGCCGGCGGGACGAAACCCUGAAACCCGAACCCUGAACAUCUGCGAGCUUAGCUGAAAACCGUCGAGCAUCUCUUUCCACACCCCGAGCCGCCGCCAGGGGAGCCGUUCGCACAGCCGCCGCUUGACCGAUCCACAAACGACAGAGGAGCAGCUCGAGGCGGGCCCUGAACCCUGAGCAUCUCCAGGGCGUCCCACAUCUUUCUAUAAGCAACUCAAAUUCAAGCUCGCUACCCACCACCCACAGACCACCGGCGUCUUUUCGUGUUAGACGCUGCGGGAAAUUCCCG